CAUCCAUCCCUCCUUGUCUGCCUGGUGUUAAGGGAGUCCUACUCCUAAAUGUCUGGGGACCAGGAGCCCCCACCCCUGCAAAGGCCCCAAUGUCCAGGGCAGAAUCUGCCUUUGAUCUUUUGAUACCAAGUUUUUCAGUUAUGGACAACAUUCUAAACGGUUUCAGAACUUGAAAGAGCAGUUUCCACGGCACCCCGUUCAAAGAUCACCACUGUUCAGGUGCAUCUUGGAUGAUCUGACCAAGCCAGAUUCAGUCCUUGAGUCUCGAAGAGAGAGAACCAUAUUCUGGUCUUCGUCUUCAGAGAUCACCAGCCAUAUUCAAGUCUUGUGAUUCAGGUCAGAAACUCAUUUGAAAGAGCUGGAGAGCUAUUCUUUGUUGAUAUCUGUCCCCUGUUGAAUCCCAUCCAUCACAGGUCUGGUCCCCAUUCCUUGGCCUGCCUUGUGACUGACCAGGAGUGCUUCUGUCUUGUCUGGAUCACACCUCAUUUUCUUUGCCCUCAUCCAGUCCAUUCCUGCCAACAGAAGAUUUAAUCUUGACAUGUGUUACAGCAGGCUACCCAAUUCUGUGGGUCAAGUAGGGCAUGGGGCCAUUUGUCAUAGAAAACAUUUUUUAAAAAAAAAAACAGAAGGGUUUAACUAUGUAUCACAAUUUUGCUGAAACAGAGGGGAGGUUCCCAUGUGAGAUAACGUGCAUGUGCCUAACUCCUAACUCUUGUUUCAUUAUCCACAGAUUUCUCAGCAUGGAGAAGUGGCUAAGACAGAAAAUGGGCUUGGCAGAAGGCAACUUCCCAGACGCAGCCCGGCUUGUUCAUCUUGCUUACAUCCGUCUGAUUGCCUUCAUCUUUAUGGCGAUCGGCUGGGCCCUGUGCCUUAUGGCAACAGGAGGGGAGGAAUGGCGGGUAUGGGAUCCCAGGCCUGGCACCGGUAUGGAGAAGAUGUGGAUCGGCAUCUGGGGAGUUUGUUUUGUGGGACCUCCUCCUCCAGACAAGCCCAAGGUGAUGCAAUGCCUGGAAUUCCAGGAUGAACAUUUUUCCCUCCCAACGGAGAUUUUCAUUGCCCAGGACCUGAUGCCUUUAGCUAGUAUCCUUGCCUCCUUAGCUCUAGCUUUCGUUUCUUUUACUUUGUGGAACCUUUACCACAAAGGAAGACCAAAAAACUUUUUGCUUAUUUUUUUGUGGGUUGGGGGAAUUCUCAGUUUACUUUCAGGUGCCGUCAGUCUUAUCCCACUUUUGUGGAAUAUGCACUCUGUAAUAGUAAAUGAAGGGAUUGUAUUCCCUGAAUCUUUUCAUUUGCCUUAUCUUCCUAAUGAGCAGAAUAUUGGUUUUGCCAUUUAUGCGGGGAUUGUUGCUUCAGGGUUCCAACUAACAAGUUCAAUCCUUAUUCUUAGUGAGAAAUGUUGCUUUAAGUCCAAUAGAGUUCAUCCAAUAGUUAUGGUCAUGCCGCAGCAGUCCAGCUCUGACACUGAACCCUGUCCCAAGUGCGGAUCAGCCUUAUCUCUUCAAAAAUACACAUCUGGAGAACAGCUUUUUAAUAUUUAAAAGGCAUAUAUGCAUGGAUAUAAAUAUUUUAAACAGUAGCUGUUUUUCUUGUGUGUUGAUACCAAAAAUUACAAUCAGCUGCUUCUCUUUUCACUUUUGUUCUAAAUAUGUUUAAAUGUAGAAUGAAUGGAUUACAACUCAAGAUAUUAAAAAUUAAUUGUGACUUUGUUUUGAA
Molecule: messenger RNA, 1713 nt
Organism: Anolis carolinensis (green anole)
Lineage: Eukaryota; Metazoa; Chordata; Lepidosauria; Squamata; Anolidae
Product: claudin-34-like
Exons: 1
Coding region: 639-1538 (299 amino acids)
Biological process (GO): bicellular tight junction assembly; cell adhesion
Cellular component (GO): bicellular tight junction; plasma membrane
Molecular function (GO): structural molecule activity
Source: RefSeq, a predicted model, not a curated record